Messenger RNA from Ciona intestinalis (vase tunicate), 1635 nucleotides. Lineage: Eukaryota; Metazoa; Chordata; Ascidiacea; Phlebobranchia; Cionidae. The record is from RefSeq and is a predicted model, not a curated record.
GCUUUAAAAGAUUUACAACUUCUUUCUUACAGAUUGGUAUUUAUUAAUAUUAAUAUGGUUAAGUGAAAGUGAAACAUUGAAAAUCAAUAAUGGGUUCCUUAUUGUCAAGAUGGAAGAAAUCGAAAACCACAACCGAAGUGUUAGAAGACAUCGAUAAAAGUAUUUCACAACUUGAGAAGUUUCGUAAAUCAAACCAGGAACUUCGAAGUAAAGUGAUUGGAAAUUUAAUUCUGUACUCUGUUCUUCUGUACAUUGUUGCAUGUGUGUCACUGUACUUCCUAAUUACACCUACAACGUGGCAACAUAGAUGUCUGCAACUUCUACCUUUGUUAUGCUUUCCUUUCAUAAUAUAUUUCCUAAAGCGGUUCCUUCACUGGUGGUUUGUACGAAAAAUCUCAAGAAAUGAACUUGAACUCCAAGCAUUACGUGACGAAAGAAAAGAAAUUCUUGAAAAUGUAAUGGAGACGGAAACUUACAAGAAAGCGAAAGAAAUCUUGGAAAGAUUUGAUCCGGAAACAAAGAAGAAGUUGGAGGAGGAACGACAAAGAAGAGAGAACCCCACACCAUCCCCCACUACCCCAGGAACAGAAUUACGAAGAAGAGGCGCGCCCAUGCCCACCCCUGCAGCUCCAAAUACCCCAGGUUUCUCAGGAACCCCAGCAACAACCCCUAUGCGGGGGCCCGUAAAUUCAAACAUGACCCCAAUGAAUGGAAAUAUGAGAGGAUCCUUGCCACCGGUUGCUACAUUACCGCGUCCCCUUAUACAACAGAAUCGCUCGUCUAUGGAAAAAAUUGUGGAGUAUUUUGUUGGUGAUGGACCAAGCAAUAGAUACGCGCUAAUCUGCAGGAACUGUUACUCUCAUAAUGGCAUGGCACUCAAGGAAGAGUUUGAAUACAUUGAAUAUCGUUGCGCCUACUGUCGAUUUUUUAACCCAAGUCGUAAGCAAAGACCAAAUGCCCCACGUUUGCCAUCUCAUGUCACACCCAAGCAAAACCCUGGUACACCGAAACCAAUGGACCGUGACAGUGGGAAUGACAUGUCACCCCCACCAUCAUCAAAAUCUUCAGAAAAUGGUGAUGCUGCAGUGUUACCAGAUCCAGUUGAGUCACCAGUAAAUGUAUCUGAAAACACUGAAGAACCUACAAAGCUUGAGUUAGAAACAAAAAGUGAAGAUAAGGCUGAGGAACCUUUAAUUGAAGAAAAGGCACCUUCAUUAAAAGAAAUACCUGCCACAGAAUAAAAAUAAAGACCUCGUUCUGAAAUUAAAGAUACAAGACUUGAAAUUUGCUGCUUUAAAUUAACCAUUCAAUAGGUUGUGUAGUACCAUUGGUCUGUUAUGUACACCACUUUAUGUUGAUAUAUACAUUGCAAUUUAAGUUUCUAUACAGAAAGUCGCAUGCCAGUGGGAAGCUCGAAUGAACAGUUGUAUGUUUAUUAAGACUGUUUUACAUUGCUGGUGUUCAUGUUAGGCUAAUUAACCUUUUUUCUCCUGAUACCUGAAACUACAGGUUUAUGCAUGGAGACAUUUAAUCUGUGCCUACCUAAAUCUAUGGUUCUGCAAACUGUACAAAAAGCUCGUUACCCCGUGCAUUAUUGAUCACUGUUACGCAUUAAAAUAUAUUUUCGUUGCAUUG